Messenger RNA from Pisolithus orientalis, 521 nucleotides. RefSeq names its product ribosomal protein L38e. Gene Ontology annotation, biological process: translation; protein-RNA complex assembly. Lineage: Eukaryota; Fungi; Basidiomycota; Agaricomycetes; Boletales; Pisolithaceae. Gene Ontology annotation, molecular function: structural constituent of ribosome. Bases 102 to 353 code for a protein of 83 amino acids. The record is from RefSeq and is a predicted model, not a curated record. The transcript is spliced from 4 exons. Gene Ontology annotation, cellular component: cytosolic large ribosomal subunit; ribosome.
CUUCCGUAGAACUGGUAAAGCAAAGUUCAGCCACAGGACCACACUGGAGGAACGCUAUCGGCGCGUUGCAGCAAGCGUGAAGUCAAGAGUCGUCGAUCGCCAUGCCUAAGGAAAUCCGGGACAUCAAAGAAUUCAUUUCGAUUGCAAAGCGGAAAGAUGCUACCCAGGCCCGGAUAAAAAAGGUCGCUGCUAGAACUCCUACUGGAACAGCCAUCACCAAGUUCAAAGUUCGGUGUUCACGAUACCUUUACACACUCUCUGUCGACGACCCAGAAAAGGCCGAGAAACUGAAGCGGAGCUUGCCACCAGGUUUGACCGUCGUGGACGUCGACACGAAGCCAAAGAAGAAGUAGACUGGCAGUUUCCUCACUUCUUUCUUCUUCGACCAGGGGGAGCAAGGAGGCUAGGGGGCCUCCAAGCGACCUUGAUAUGCAUUUAAACAUGCCGUAUGCCGAUACACUGUAUGUAUGAGUCGCACCACACGAGACAUAAUAUUGCAAAGCUCGUUGAAGUCCAGCCAA